CGUAGACGUCGGCUAGUAUGCACUGUUCUGGUACUAAUAGUAGUCAACUUCGAUCAAGAAAAUUUAUCCAGCACUGCAUCUGAGCACCACAACUGUGUCAUUUCUGGACAAGAAUUUAAGUUUUUGAAUUCUUGGAGUGAUGUAGCAAGCAAGCAAGUAACUACUGAUGGCAUCAUCCUCAUAGUAAGAGUCUCAAUUGAAAUUGAAACUCGGAUCAACUCUGUACUUUGUGGAUGUGAAGAGGCAGAGAACGGUUUGACUCAUCAAAGACAAUAGCAGGAAAUAAUCUCCAGCCAGGAGAAUACAGAAUCUUUUGAAAGAUUGAAAAGACAUUGAUAACCAUGUCUUCUGCGGAAGAUACAAAGCCCAAUGCAGGUGGCGAUGCCAAAGCAGUUAAACCUCAGACAACCUCUACGACAUCUUCAUCUGCUGCUGCUGCUGCUGCUAGUAAUCUCCCAAAGAGACCAAACUACUCUCUGAAAUUUACAUUAGCUGGCCAUACAAAAGCAGUAUCGUCUGUCAAAUUCAGCCCCAAUGGAGAGUGGCUUGCUAGCUCAUCGGCGGACAAACUUAUCAAGAUAUGGGGAGCAUACGAUGGGAAGUUUGAGAAGACGAUUAGCUCAGGACACAAACUAGGUAUAUCAGACGUUGGCUGGUCCAGCGAUUCAAGGCUUCUUGUCUCAGCAUCAGAUGAUAAGACACUCAAAAUCUGGGAUUUUAACACAGGCAAAUGUCUAAAAACAUUGAAGAGUCACAGUAAUUAUGUGUUCUGCUGUAACUUUAACCCACAAUCAAAUCUCAUCGUCUCAGGAUCGUUUGAUGAGAGUGUAAAGAUUUGGGAUGUGAAGACAGGAAAGUGCCUCAAGACGUUACCGGCUCACUCUGAUCCUGUAUCAGCUGUUGAUUUUAACAGGGAUGGCUCUCUGAUUGUAUCCAGUAGUUAUGAUGGUCUAUGUCGAAUUUGGGAUACAGCAUCAGGACAGUGUUUAAAAACACUGAUAGAUGAUGACAAUCCACCCGUCUCUUAUGUCAAGUUCUCACCGAAUGGAAAAUACAUCUUGGCUGCAACGUUAGAUAACACAUUGAAGCUGUGGGACUACAGUAAAGGAAAAUGUCUAAAGACAUACACUGGUCACAAGAAUGAGAAAUACUGCAUCUUUGCAAACUUCUCUGUCACUGGUGGAAAGUGGAUUGUAUCAGGAUCAGAGGAUAAUAUGGUGUAUAUAUGGAAUCUACAGACGAAAGAAAUUGUACAGAAACUUCAAGGGCAUACAGAUGUCGUCCUGUGCACGUCAUGCCAUCCAACAGAAAACUUGAUUGCAUCAGCAGCACUGGAGAACGACAAGACAAUAAAAAUCUGGAGAUCAGACUGCUAACGAUGGAGGGCAUUUUUAUUGUACAGUAUUCUUGUGUAAAUCUUGAACUUUGACCUUCCAUUGUCUGCUAUUUCCUGUUUGGAUUCCUCGGGAGUCGCCAAGCUUUGUAAAGGCACAAUUCUUAAGUUUACCCAGAAUUGGAGAUGAUCUGUCAACUCUUUCUUUGGAGAAAGAACAGAGCUGUUUUUACUCUUGAAGACAUCGUGGACUAAAACUGUGAAAAUUGUGGUAUUGAAGUGUAUGAAAGUUAAGAAUGAACCCUUGAUGGAAAAAAAAUACCAAGCUCACCGCCAAAUAAUUUUGGGUUUAUUAAUUAGUUGCAAAGCCUUUGUUUUUAAUUGCUGGACUGGAUGUGAAAGAAACUGGAAAUAAAUUUAGAAUUUUCUAUUCACAAUUCCCGUACUGCUACAGUAGAACUGAUCAAAUGAAUGUGCAGAGAUCAUGCAAUUUCAAUUUAUUGUUCAUUUGAGAGAAUCCAGUGCCUUUUAUUAAGGGUUUCAAUGUAUUUGAAUUCAUCUCUGAAAGGAAAGCCGUCAACCACAUAAUUUGCUCGCUCGAAGAGUGUCAGAAAUAGCUUUCUCAAGAUGUACAGUUGUACGUUUAAAUCUGCACAAGUCAAAUAAUCGCUUAAGUCAGAGCAACUCAGACCAGAUAAUACAAACAUGUGCUAUUCACCUCUUAGAAGUCACAUUUUCACAAUAGUCAGUUUUCCAUGGCCCCAGGAGAAAUGAUUAAAGCAGAAUCAUCUGUAUUUGUGUUUGUAUUAUUAAUUUGACAAAUUAGUAUUUAUCCUCAUGUAUCCAUGGGAAAUAUGGAUGCGUGGGCUAGAUGCUUGAAUAUGGUGCUUCUGACUUUUUAAUCAAUAUAACUUGCUAAGAACCAUGGUGUAAGCAUCAUUUUAAUAAUGGAAACAUGCAAAGUACAGUUACAUCUGCUUUAGCAACCA
Messenger RNA from Lytechinus variegatus (green sea urchin), 2322 nucleotides. Its product is annotated as WD repeat-containing protein 5. Bases 342 to 1376 code for a protein of 344 amino acids. The record is from RefSeq and is a predicted model, not a curated record. Gene Ontology annotation, biological process: ribosomal large subunit assembly. Gene Ontology annotation, molecular function: protein binding. Lineage: Eukaryota; Metazoa; Echinodermata; Echinoidea; Temnopleuroida; Toxopneustidae. The transcript is spliced from 13 exons. Gene Ontology annotation, cellular component: nucleolus.